This is a messenger RNA of Fukomys damarensis (Damara mole-rat), 5023 nucleotides long. RefSeq names its product nephrocystin 3 (gene Nphp3). Gene Ontology annotation, molecular function: protein binding. The record is from RefSeq and is a predicted model, not a curated record. The transcript is spliced from 29 exons. Gene Ontology annotation, biological process: kidney development; convergent extension; determination of left/right symmetry. The coding region runs from base 1 to 4125 and encodes 1374 amino acids. NCBI's taxonomy places the organism in Eukaryota, Metazoa, Chordata, Mammalia, Rodentia, Bathyergidae.
AUGUGGUCAUCUUUACCCAGUGCAAGGCACCUGCCGAAGACUAUUCCUCACCUCCAUGUGCGUAUUCAGAGUUACCCUUUCAAAAUUCAAUGUGAGAUAGGAUUAAGAAACAUUGAAAACCAACCACACUAUUAUUCUGAGUCUCUGCUAGUAGUCUGGAUCCGGUCACUGGCUCACUUGGUUUGGGCUUUAGGCACUGGCCAGCAGUUACACAAGGUCAAUGCGCACGCUGAUAUACACACAGGGAACUGGAGGAGAAACCUAGUGAUCACUACUGGGGAAAUGUCUCCAGGAUCUCAGAAAACCAGUCUGCCCCGCGCGGCGGGCGGGGGCGGCCUGCUGGGCGCCAGCUUCAAGUCUACGGGUUCGUCGGUGCCCGAGCUGGAGUACGCGGCGGCCGAGUACGAGCGGCUCAAGAAGGAGUACGAGAUCUUCCGGGUCAGCAAGAACCAAGAGCUGCUGUCCAUGGGCCGCCGCGAGGCCAAGCUGGACACCGAGAACAAGCGGCUACGGGCCGAACUGCAGGCACUUCAGAAAACUUAUCAGAAGAUUCUUCGGGAAAAAGAAAGUGCUUUAGAAGCAAAAUAUCAAGCAAUGGAGAGAGCAGCCACAUUUGAACAUGACAGAGAUAAAGUUAAAAGGCAAUUCAAGAUUUUUAGGGAGACCAAAGAAAAUGAAAUUCAGGACUUAUUGAGGGCCAAGCGAGAGCUGGAGAGCAAGCUUCAGAGAUUACAGGCUCAGGGGAUCCAAGUAUUUGAUCCUGGAGAGUCGGAUUCAGAUGACAACUGUACGGAUGUUACUGUUUCUGGAACCCAGUGUGAGUACUGGGCCGGUCGAGCCCUGGGCAGCGAACCCUCCCUGGGGAGCAUGAUCCAGCUUCAGCAGUCCUUCCGAGGUCCAGAGUUCGCGCACAGUUCUGUAGAUGUGGAAGGGCCCUUUGCAAAUGUCAACAGAGAUGACUGGGAUAUUGCUGUAGCUAGUUUGUUGCAGGUUACUCCCUUGUUUUCACAUUCUCUGUGGAGUAACACUGUCAGAUGUUACCUCAUUUACACAGAUGAAACCCAACCUGAAGUAGAUCUUUUCCUAAAGGAAUAUUCACCUAAACUUAAAAGAAUGUGUGAGACAAUGGGAUACUUUUUCCAUGCUGUUUAUUUUCCAAUAGAUGUUGAAAAUCAGUACCUCACUGUAAAAAAAUGGGAAAUUGAGAAGAGCUCUUUAGUUAUUUUAUUCAUUCAUUCUACUUUACCAAGCCUUUUGUUGGAAGACUGUGAAGAAGCUUUUCUGAAAAACCCUGAAGGAAAACCACGAUUAAUUUAUCAUCGUUUGGAGGAUGGUAAAGUCAGUUCUGACUCUGUCCAGCAAUUGAUUGAUCAAGUGUGUAACCUCAACAAGGCCAACAAAGCCAAGAUCAUUGAUCAUUCAGGAGAUCACGCAGAAGGAGUAUAUAAAACUUACAUUUGUGUGGAAAAGAUUAUUAAACAGGACAUACUGGGCUCUGAGAACACAGACCUGGAGACUAAGGAUCUGGGCCCUGAAGAGUCCGUUCCAGAAGAGGAUGAUUUGGGGGAUGUUCUGUGGGACAUACACGACGAGCAAGAACAGAUGGAAGCUAUUCAGCAGGCCUGUAGUUCAGCCCACGAUUUGGGUUUCGAGAAAUAUUAUCAACGCCUUAAUGAUCUAGUGGCAGCACCAGCCCCGAUUCCACCCCUUCUGGUGUCUGGAGGACCAGGUUCUGGAAAGUCCCUUCUUUUAUCCAAGUGGAUUCAGUUGCAACAGAAGAGUUCCCCUAACGUGCUGAUUCUUUCUCAUUUUGUGGGGAGGCCCAUGUCAACCAGCUCAGAGUCCUCCUUGAUUAUUAAACGGCUGACUCUAAAGUUGAUGCAGCACUCCUGGUCAGCGUCUGCACUGACGCUCGACCCCGCGAAGCUGCUGGAAGAAUUCCCACAUUGGCUGGAAAAACUCUCCGCUCGACAUCAAGGCAGCAUCAUCAUCAUCAUUGAUUCUGUAGAUCAGGUUCAGCAAGUGGAAAAACACAUGAAAUGGCUCAUCGACCCGCUGCCUGUGAAUGUCCGAGUGAUUGUCUCUGUGAAUGUGGAAACUUGCCCUGCUGCCUGGAGGUUGUGGCCUACACUUCAUCUCGAUCCCUUAAAUCCAAAAGAUGCAAAAUCUAUUAUAAUUGCAGAAUGCCACUCAGUAGACAUUAAGUUGAGUAAGGAGCAGGAGAAGAAGCUAGACCGACACUGUUGUUGUGCUGCCACCUGCAAUGCCCUGUAUGUCACCCUUUUCGGCAAAAUGAUGGCACGUGCAGGGAAAAGAGGCAGUUUAGAUAAAACCCUUCAUCAGUGCCUGCAGUGCCAAGAUACUGUUUCCCUAUACAGACUUGUUCUACACUCCACCCAGGAGUCCAUGGCAAGUGAUGUGGAGAAAGAGCUAAUGAGACAGGUUCUCUGCCUUCUCAAUGUUAGUCACAAUGGUGUGAGCGAAUCAGAACUGAUGGAACUCUAUCCUGAAACAUCCUGGGCCGUCUUGACCUCCCUCAUUCACAGUUUACACAAAAUGUGUUUGUUGACCUAUGGCUGUGGCUUGCUCAGGUUUCGGCAUCUGCAGGCCUGGGAAACAGUGAGACUAGAGUACAUGGAUAAUCCCACUGUUAUUUCUUCAUACAGGCAAAAGCUAAUCAGCUAUUUCACCUUGCAGCUGAGUCAGGACAGAGUGACAUGGAGAAGCGCGGAUGAGCUGCCCUGGCUUUUCCAGCAGCAGGGAGCUAAGCAGAAGCUGCACGACUGCCUUCUCAAUCUCUUCGUGUCUCAAAACCUUUACAAAAGAGGACACUUUGCUGAGUUGCUGAGCUAUUGGCAGUUUGUUGGCAAAGACAAAAGUGCGAUGGCAGCAGAAUACUUUGAUUCAUUGAAGCAGUAUGAGAAGAACUGUGAAGGCGAGGAGAACAUGAUUUGCUUAGCUGAUCUAUAUGAAACACUAGGGCGAUUUCUCAAGGACCUAGGCCUUCUCAGUCAGGCUGUGGUGCCUUUGCAGAGGUCUCUAGAAAUUCGAGAAACGGCUCUAGAUCCAGAUCACCCAAGAGUAGCCCAGUCCCUUCACCAACUGGCAAGUGUGUACGUGCAGUGGAAGAAGUUUGGCAAUGCAGAACAGCUAUAUAAGCAGGCCUUGGAGAUCUCAGAAAAUGCUUACGGUGCAGACCAUCUGCAUACUGCUCGAGAACUUGAGGCUCUUGCAACUUUGUACCAAAAGCAAAAUAAAUAUGAGCAAGCUGAACAUUUUAGGAAAAAAUCCUUUAAAAUUCGUCAGAAAGCUACAAGGAAAAAAGGCAACUUGUACGGAUUUGCCCUUUUACGCAGACGGGCCCUGCAGUUAGAAGAGCUUACGUUGGGUAAGGACACACCUGAUAAUGCCCGGACCCUCAAUGAACUGGGUGUUCUCUACUAUCUUCAGAAUAACCUAGAAACAGCUGACCAGUUUUUAAAGCGUUCUCUAGAGAUGAGGGAGCGCGUUCUAGGACCCGAUCACCCUGACUGUGCCCAGUCUCUGAAUAAUCUGGCUGCUCUGUACCAUGAAAAGAAGCAGUACGAUAAAGCAGAGGAACUCUAUGAGAGAGCUUUGGACAUUCGGAGAAGAGCCUUAGCUCCGGAUCACCCUUCGUUAGCUUAUACAGUGAAGCAUCUUGCGAUCUUGUAUAAGAAAAUGGGGAAACUUGACAAAGCUGUACCUUUGUAUGAAUUGGCUGUUGAAAUUCGGCAGAAAUCCUUUGGCCCAAAGCAUCCUAGUGUAGCUACUGCCUUGGUGAACUUAGCAGUUCUUUAUAGCCAAAUGAAAAAGCACAUUGAAGCCUUGCCAUUGUAUGAAAGAGCAUUAAAGAUUUAUGAAGAUAGCCUGGGUCAGAUGCAUCCUCGAGUUGGAGAAACAUUAAAAAAUUUAGCUGUGCUUAGCUAUGAAGAAGGGGAUUUUGAAAAAGCUGCUGAACUGUACAAAAGGGCAAUGGAAAUAAAAGAAGCAGAAGCAUCACUCUUGGGUGGGAAAGCUCUUUCGAGACAUUCAUCAAGUGGAGACACUACUAGCCUAAAAACGACUCAUUCUCCUAAUGUUUUCCUUCCUCAAGGACAAAGGUAACAGCAGCAACAGUUCUUCACAAAUGUACCUUAGGAUAAAGUAAUUAAACGUUUGGAGCAUUAGAAUUAAAAACUUAAAAUAUUUUUUAAAAAAUUUAUUUUUACUGAGUGUUCCAUAACUGGCACUUGUGUGAAGUUGCAUUGAACCGAGUUGAACUUUGAGUUGUGAUUGUGUCACUUGUACAGUCAGUGGGUAUAGACACAUUUGCACUCUAAAAUGACAUAAACGGAUCAUGAGGAGUGUGCGAAUCUGGUUUGUCUGAGCUGGCAUAGCAGUCGAGAGCAGGAGCUCCCUGGUUCUUUUCUCUCAAGUGUAACUUCAGCGUUGGCAAGUUCAUUCCUUGUUUUUUUCUCAUCAGUGGUCUGGCCUAGUUUUCCGUCUCAAAGGAAAGUUAGAAGAAUUAAAUGGAUAAUGCUCAUGAAAGGUUUGAAUUGUCAGCAGUGAAACAAACUAGCCACAAGAAUUUCUGAUUGCUACAUUAUUUUCUUACUCUUUUUAUGCUACUUUUUCCUCAGCAGAUUGGGCCCAGGUCCUUGUUACCUGUGCUCUCUUCAUUGUCUCUUAUUUAUUACCAUUAUGAUACCUGCAUAAUGUCUAACGUCUUAUGGGCAGUAAUACAGCAAGCUCUUCAGCAUUCUUCCACCUUUCCCAAAAAUGUACAUGGUUGGGGUUGGCUGUGUAGCUUGGCAAAAUGCUUGUCUGGUGUCCACAGGUUCUGGGUUAGAUCUUUAGCGGACAUGCAUGCACACACACAAAGAUGGGACAUUAUCUGCUUUCUUAAAACUCUCUUCAUUUACCUCAAAUUCAAAUUAGUCUACCAUUUUUAUACUGAAAGUUAGGUAUUUUUAUAGUUUUUAUAAAUAUUGUUGCAUUUGGAUAUUGUUUUUAUACCAUUUAU